Messenger RNA from Anthostomella pinea, 2877 nucleotides. The record is from the annotation of a GenBank genome assembly. Lineage: Eukaryota; Fungi; Ascomycota; Sordariomycetes; Xylariales; Xylariaceae.
AUGCCCCUCCACCUCCCCAAACACCCCGUACUGCCCAAACUAAUGAGAAAGGUAGCAUCCGCACUAUCUCCCAACCUCAUCAGAAAGAACUCUACCGUCAAGCCGAAGCAGCCUGCCGUCGACCAAACCGUACAUCCCGCUCCCUCGCCGAGUCCCUCCACCACAGUCAUGGCCGACGGAGAGCCAGACUACAGCUCUCUGCCCUUGACCGACCGAUGGGUACACAAGGUGUGGAAAGUUCGGAAGCAGGCAUACGAAGAUGCCGCCAAGCAGUUUGAGAUCACCCCGGGCGAGCACGAUCCCGCCUUUCGCCCAUUCAACCAAGAUCCCAGCCUGUGGAAGGGCGCCGUGGCAGAUUCCAACGUUGCCGCGCAGUCGGACGGCAUCGCUGCCUAUUGCGCCUUCCUCAAGUUCGGCGGCAGGGACGGAUGUAUACGUUCACGCGGCCACGUUAUCACAUCCAUCGUCGAGAAGGGGCUCGUUUCUACAAGGCCAGGCACAAAGGCCUCGUCUGUCGAGGCCUUGCUGCUCCUGAUCGAGCUCGAUACUGCGCCUCCUGUCGUCGACGACAUCAUGCCCGCCCUUUCUGCGAAACAGCCCAAAGUCAUCGCUGCCGCCCUGGCUGCGCUGACCACCAUCUUCCACAACUAUGGCUGCAAGGUCGCCGACCCCAAACCAGUACUCAAAGUUCUCCCGAAAGCAUUCGGCCAUGCCGACAAGAACGUGCGAGCCGAGGCCACAAACCUGGCUGUCGAGUUCUAUAGGUGGUUGCGAGACGCCAUGAAACCCAUGUUCUGGGGCGAUCUCAAGCCGACACAGCAGUCUGACCUGGAAGCCCAGUUCGAAAAGAUCAAAGCUGAGCCGGCGCCCAAGCAGGAACGACUCCUGAGGUCCCAGCAGGCCGCCAUGGCCCGCGCGCCGCCACCCGGUGCCGAGGGCGACGAGAUGGACGACGGCGAUGGUGUUGACGAGCCCGCCGAAAUUGACGCCUUCGACCUAGCAGAGCCUCAGGAUGUGCUGUCCAAGGUUCCCCCGGGUUUCCACGACAACCUGGCCUCAUCCAAGUGGAAGGAUCGCAAGGAGGCUCUCGAGGGGCUUUUUGCCGCGAUCAACGUUCCGAGGAUCAAGGAUGGCGACUUCGGCGAGAUUAACCGCGGCCUGGCCAAGUGCAUGAAGGAUGCCAACAUCGCUGUCGUCACCCAGGCCGCCCAAUGCAUCGAAGUCCUGGCCCAGGGUCUGCGGAAGGGCUACGGCAGAUACCGGUCCGUCGUCAUGGCGCCCAUCAUGGAGCGUUUGAAGGAGAAGAAGCAGACAGUGGCCGACGCCUUGGGUGCCGCUUUGGACCAGGUCUUCCUAGCGACUACGUUCUCCGAAUGCAUGGAGGACAUCAUGUCUUUCUUGGUGCACAAAAAUCCUCAAGUCAAAGAAGGCACAAUGAAGUUCCUGGUCCGCUGUCUUUGCACUACACGGGAGGUACCGAGCAAGCCCGAAAUAACCAGCAUUGUCGAAGCUGGUAAGAAGUUGCUCUCCGAGUCUAGUGAGGGUUUGAGAUCUGGCGGUGCCGAGGUGCUAGGAACCGUUAUGAAGAUCAUUGGCGAGCGCGCCAUGAAUCCUCAUCUCGAGGGCUUGGACGACAUUCGGAAGACCAAGAUUAAGGAAUUCUACGAAAAAGCCGAGGUCAAAGCUAAAGACAAGCCCAAGCCCAAGCCUGCCCCGGCUCCGGUAGCACGGGCUGCCCCUGGUGGCCCCAAGAAGAUUGCCGGCGGUGUCAAGAAGGGUCCCGGUGCUGUCAAGAAGGCCGCACAUCCUCCAGUUGCAGACUCGACACCUUUGGCGCCGCAGCCGACGUCGAGGGCUGCGCCGGCCGGCGCGAAACCGGGGACGCCUAAACCGUCUGGCAUCUCCGGGCUCAAAGCACCUACUGGACUACAGAGACGCAUCCCCGUCUCGGGCGUGGCAUCUCCACGCAGGCCCCCAGCAGCUGCAGCGCCGCCGCCGCCGCCGCCAUUUGAGGACGAUGAACCACCGGUCGUAUCGCCUCCCCCUAAACCUCGAAUCGGAUUGGGGCGAGGUGGUCUAGCGGCGCGAUCUCUUGCGAAGCCGAGCGCUGCAUCGGCACCCGCCCCUACGGCGGCCUCUCCGCCUCCUUCAAGUGGGCUCACGGCUAUCGAGAGGGCGGAGCUGGAGGAGCUGCGUGCGUCCAACGACCGGCUCACCAAGCAAGUGGACGAGAUGCGACACGAGCGAGGCAGGCUUUCGUCCGAGGUCCAGGAGCUUAAGAAUCAAAACGCCGGGCUUAUCGAGGACCACACUCGCGACGUCCUGAGCAUCAAGGCCAAAGAGACGCAGCUGGUCAGGGCUCGAAGCGAUGCGGAAGCAGCCGAGCAGGUCAACGAGAGACUCCGGCGGGAACUGGAACGCCUCAAGCGCGCACUCAGUAGGGCUGAGGGGAUUGGCGGCGCUGGAGGACUCGGAAGUCCCGGGGUGACCAGUCCAACGCCCGACGAUGGGGGCAUCUACCGCGAUGGCUCGAACCAAUUGGGUGCGAGAUCGAACCGCAUGAGCUUCACCAGUACCUUCUCGGAGGAGAAGGAGAACGGCGAUGCACUUCCCCCAUAUCCCCGGAGCAAGCUCAGUCCGGAAAUGAGGUACGGCAGCGGGUCGAGUGGUAGGGGGAGUCCCGCUCGCGGAGCCAGGAGCACGACCAUCGAUGAAGGCGUCGCUCAUGGCGCUGGGUCAGGUCGCGCUACCAGCUCAGCAGCCGCUGGUGGCAGUGGAAACGGUGUCGAGAGCUGGAAGAGGGCAGCAGAAGUCACAAGCCAGCUCAAAGCGAGGAUAGAGCUGAUGAAGGCCAAGCAGGGAUUCAGCCGAUCGUAG